Cyphellophora attinorum is the source of this 693-nucleotide messenger RNA. RefSeq lists its product as uncharacterized. Gene Ontology annotation, cellular component: Golgi apparatus; COPII-coated ER to Golgi transport vesicle; endoplasmic reticulum-Golgi intermediate compartment. Lineage: Eukaryota; Fungi; Ascomycota; Eurotiomycetes; Chaetothyriales; Cyphellophoraceae. The transcript is spliced from 2 exons. Gene Ontology annotation, biological process: Golgi organization; endoplasmic reticulum to Golgi vesicle-mediated transport; intracellular protein transport. Bases 1 to 693 code for a protein of 230 amino acids. The record is from RefSeq and is a predicted model, not a curated record.
AUGCGAUCCCUCCUCGCAGGGCUCACGGCCCUCUGCACACUCACCACCUCCACCCAAGCCCUCUACUUCUACCUCGACGGCACGACCCCAAAAUGUUUCUACGAAGAACUCCCUAAAGAUACCCUCGUCGUCGGCUCCUACAAAGCCGAAGCAUACAACCCCUCCACCGGCUCCUUCGCGCCCACUAACGAACUCUCCAUCGCCGUGACCGUCGACGAGACAUUCGACAACGACCAUCGCGUCGUCAACCAACGGACCACCUCCUCUGAAACCCGCUCUAAAUUCACCUUCUCGUCCGCCGAGGCCGGCGACCACAGAAUCUGCUUCACCGCUUCGGGCCCUGCGGCGAUAAGUGUCGGGGGAUGGCUGGGUGGGAAUGCGGGUGUGACUAGUGGGGGCGUGAGGUUGAGUUUGGAUAUGGCGAUUGGGGAGACGAGUAAGAUCCAGAGUGCGGAUCAGGGAAAGGUGGAUAGUAUUGUGGCCAAGGUGAAGGAGCUGAACGGACGGUUGGCGGAUAUCAGGAGGGAGCAGAUCUUCCAGAGAGAACGAGAAGCAGAGUUCCGAGACCAGAGCGAAUCGACCAACGCAAAGAUCGUGCGGUGGACGUUAAUUCAGCUGGCCGUGCUGGGUAUCACUUGCGCAUGGCAGUUGUCGCAUCUCAGGUCGUUCUUCAUCAAGCAGAAGUUGACGUGA